Molecule: messenger RNA, 2362 nt
Organism: Bactrocera neohumeralis
Lineage: Eukaryota; Metazoa; Arthropoda; Insecta; Diptera; Tephritidae
Product: alanine aminotransferase 1
Exons: 8
Coding region: 249-1841 (530 amino acids)
Biological process (GO): biosynthetic process
Molecular function (GO): pyridoxal phosphate binding; L-alanine:2-oxoglutarate transaminase activity
Source: RefSeq, a predicted model, not a curated record
AGUCACUAAAUUUGAGGCGACUGCAAACCUGAAUGACCACGUACUCAACAGUCUAGCUGGAGCGUUUGUAGUGCGUGCAACUCAUACUAACAACAACUUCCAGCGUCACAUAAAAGUUAACAGCACCAAUACCAGCCAUCAACCACCAACCAAUACACACACACAUACACUGACAACAGGCGAAGCGAACUUUCGAUACCAAAACAAAAACAAACAGGAAGAGGAACAACAAAAGCAAAGCCAAAAACAUGAAUCGCAUCAGUACUGCCGUCUAUCGCCAUUGGAAUGCUUCGCUAGCGAACAUCGCGCAGGCGAAUACCAGCCGUAGUUGUAGACUCCCGGCAGCAGCUUUUAUAAACGCCAAACGCGAAAUGUCCUCGUCAUCGUCGCAUAAUGCCGCCGCGUCGGACAAAUGUCUGUCGCUGGACAACAUAAAUCCGCAAUUCAUCGAAUUGGAGUACGCCGUGCGUGGUCCACUAGUCAUACGUGCUGGUCACAUCGAAAAGGAAUUGCAGCAGGGUGUGAAGAAACCUUUCGACCAAGUGAUUCGCGCCAACAUUGGCGAUUGCCAUGCUAUGGGACAAAAGCCUAUCACGUUCCUGAGACAGCUGCUCGCGCUUACAUUGGAUACCAGUCUCUUCGACUCGCCCGCCUACCCUGAGGAUGUGAAGAAGCGCGCACGCAUCAUCUUGGAUGGCUGCCAAGGUCAAUCAGUCGGCUCAUACACCGACUCCGCUGGCAUCGAAGUGAUACGCCGCCAAGUGGCUAACUUCAUCGAGAAGCGUGAUGGCAUUCCAUCCAACUGGGAGAACAUUUACCUGACUGCUGGUGCCACACCCGGCAUCAAAAGCAUACUCUCACUUGUGCGCGCUAAGGUUGGCGGCAAACGUCCCGGCGUGAUGGUGCCCAUACCACAAUAUCCACUCUACUCGGCCACCAUCUCCGAAUACGCCAUGAACCGUAUCGGUUACUACCUGAACGAGGCGCAGAACUGGAGUCUGGAGGUGCCCGAACUGGAACGCGCCUACAAUGAAGCACGGAAGACGAGCGAACCACGUGCGCUGGUCGUCAUCAACCCGGGCAAUCCCACCGGUCAGGUGUUAACACGAGAAAAUAUCGUCGACGUCAUCAAAUUCGCGCAUAAACACAAGCUGCUGUUGCUAGCCGAUGAAGUGUAUCAGGCGAAUAUCUACGACCCGAACUCGAAAUUCUACUCCUUCAAGAGUGUCGCCUACGAAAUGGGUUCACCCUAUAGGGAAAUGGAAUUGUGCAGCUUCUUGUCCACUUCGAAGGGUUAUCUAGGUGAAUGUGGCAUACGUGGUGGCUACAUGGAGGUUCUAAAUAUGUGCCCACAAGUACAAGCUAUGCUAACGAAAUCGAUAACGGCGUCGCUGUGCAGCACCACCGCCGGUCAGGUGGCGGUGAGCGCUUUGGUUUAUCCACCAGAGAAGGGCGAGCCCUCAUACGAGCAAUAUAUUGCUGAAAGGACUGCUGUUUUGGAUGGUCUCAAGGAGCGCGCCGAGUUGGUGUACAAAACAUUCAACAGCUUCGAAGGCUUCAAGGUGAAUGUGGUGCAGGGCGCUAUGUACGCCUUCCCACAAAUCGUCAUACCACCAAAGGCCAUUGCGGCAGCUAAAGCGAAGAACAUGCCACCCGACACUUUCUAUGCAUUUGAAUUGCUGGAAUCAACUGGCAUUUGCAUUGUUUCCGGCAGCGGUUUCGGCCAAAAGGAGGGCACAUAUCACUUCCGCACCACAAUUCUGCCACAAACCGACAAGCUGAAAAUCAUGUUGGACAAAUUCCAAACCUUCCACGCCGACUUCAUGAAGAAAUACAAGUAAACUGUAUUUUGCGCACGAAAUAGGGCAGCCAAGUGAUAUACAAGAAAUGUGGCAUGCGGCAUGGGAAUGUUGUGGCGUUGCAACAUAAUUACUAUUUGAUGGCGUUGUGUGUUUUGGACGAUUUGCGAUUGUUUUAUUGUGUUAUUUUCAACAUUUUUAUAAUAUAAAGUAAUUAGUAAGCGCUUAGACUAAAUUAAAGGCAGGAAAGUUAUUGCUUAAAAAUAUAAUUGAAGAAAUUAAAAAAUGUGUACUCGUAAAAAAUAUACAUACAUACAUACAUAGGUUCGUAAAAAUGUAUUAGUUAAACGAUUGUUAAUUUUUACAUUGUUGUAGCUAAAGUUAUAAACGUAAAAUAUUGGAAAACUGAAAAUGUAUACAUAUUUGUAUUGUAAAUUUGCCAAAUUUUGAUUGAGAAAAAAUAUUAAAUUGCAUGAAAAGUGCUUGUGGUUUUAUUUUCGAUUGGCUUUGCUUAUUGGUGUAAUUGUCUGAUAUUAAGAAAAAUAAAAUAACCGUUUACACAA